Molecule: messenger RNA, 270 nt
Organism: Cylindrotheca closterium
Lineage: Eukaryota; Bacillariophyta; Bacillariophyceae; Bacillariales; Bacillariaceae
Source: the annotation of a GenBank genome assembly
AUGUCUAUGGGGAAAGGUGCAGUUCAAGUUGCUUCCAAGAAACAGAAGCUGAAUACAUGCAGCAGUACUGAAGCCAAGCUUGUGGGUGUUGACGACGUCAUCACUAUGAUCCUGUGGACCAAGCUGUUCAUGGAAGCUCAGGGUAACCCAAUUGACAAGAAUAUCCUCUCCCAGGAUAAUCAAAGCGCUAUUCGUCCCCUCCAGUUAACAACUGAUCUUCAGGAGCGCCAUGCCACAAUUCGUCCCCUCCAGUUAACAACUGAUCUUUAG